Molecule: messenger RNA, 1002 nt
Organism: Necator americanus (New World hookworm)
Lineage: Eukaryota; Metazoa; Nematoda; Chromadorea; Rhabditida; Ancylostomatidae
Exons: 9
Coding region: 1-1002 (333 amino acids)
Biological process (GO): G protein-coupled receptor signaling pathway
Cellular component (GO): plasma membrane
Molecular function (GO): G protein-coupled receptor activity
Source: RefSeq, a predicted model, not a curated record
AUGAAUGGCUUUUCAGCAUCAUUGAAAUGGAACUACAUUAGCUUAUCGGAUAGUUCGACAAAUUAUUCUGAUUUUAUUUUGCCUCAGGAAAUCGAAGACGCACAUGAAGAGAACGAGUUUUUCAUGACCAUUGUCGGGACAUCUGUGAUCAUCUUGGCGUUGAUGGGUAUUCUAACAAAUAUUCUUGUACUUGUACUAUCAUUCUGUCACGUUACUGGAGAUUUUGGAAACUUCGUUGCCAACCUUGCUGUUGUGGAUAUUGUAUGUGGAAUUUUCUUCGUUUUUAUGGGAUGCGUUAAUGUGGAGGAUAACAAGGAACUUUUCUCGCCUUGGCUAAUGAAAUAUUCGACACUCACCUUUUAUGGAUCGUUCAGUGUGAUGGUAUGCGCACUUGUCCCGAUUUCUCUAAGCCGAGUUUUUGCUUUAACAAAAUCUCAUCUGUAUAGUUGGCUUUUUUCUGGUCGUCGCUCACUUGCUGUCUGUUUAUUAUUCGAUAUCAUCCCAAUUGGAGUUUUACUGUUGAUUAUGAUUGUGGAUGAUGAGCACGCUAAGUGGUUAUAUUUCAUCUAUAUUGGAUUCACAGUGCUCUCCUAUAUUGUUGCUUUUUUGUCAAAUUACAUCGUUUUUCGGACUGUUGCACGGCAUAUUCGAGUGAUACAAAAUCUCCGUGAUCAUGUACGAUUGUUGGAAACCAGGCAAAUUGCUCUUGCAACAUUUGCGCAAGCUAUUAUACCAUUAAUAUCUCAGGUACCAGCAUUCCUCACAUUAUCCUCAAUCAUGCUGCUGACAGAACCAACAACAAAUAGAACCGUAAUUGCUAUCACUCAGCUGGGAUUAGCAGCAAAUCCGUUACUUGACGCUUUGAUAACAAUAAUUGUUAUUAAGCAAUAUAGGAGAGAAACAGUUGCCUGUCUUUAUUCAAUGGGUAGAUCGGCAUGCGGUAUUCGGAAAGCGAGCAAUCUGUACGAUGAGACUAAGGUGGUUUUAGAGAUAAGGCUAUGA